Molecule: messenger RNA, 1287 nt
Organism: Annulohypoxylon truncatum
Lineage: Eukaryota; Fungi; Ascomycota; Sordariomycetes; Xylariales; Hypoxylaceae
Product: AB-hydrolase YheT
Exons: 5
Coding region: 1-1287 (428 amino acids)
Biological process (GO): medium-chain fatty acid catabolic process; medium-chain fatty acid biosynthetic process
Molecular function (GO): monoacylglycerol lipase activity; acetylesterase activity
Source: RefSeq, a predicted model, not a curated record
AUGGAGUGGUUCGGACGAGCCGCCAUCGACUUCACGACCUCGCCGAAGUCACUAUGUCUGCAAGGUAAAGACGGCGAAGAAACAAACUUACUCAAGAUAUGCCAAUCAGCAGUGCCACCAUGCCAGCUGAACCCGCUGCUAUUCAACGGGCACGCGCAGACGAUGUGGACGGCCGCGAAGGCCCACGGCCCGCCGCUGCGGUACAAGCGCCGCAUCUUCGAAGCCGACCACGCCGAGUUCAACGGCAGCUUCGCCGUGGACUUCGCCGUCACUGACCCCGCUCAGAAGGAGGAGGCCGACGAGUCGCUGCCGCCGCGGACGGCCUACUUCUCUGAGACCGAGCUCGAGGCUAUGGGCUCCGACGACGAGAGGCCGAUGCUCGUGGUCUUGCACGGGCUGUCGGGAGGCUCCCACGAGGUCUAUCUCCGGCACGCGAUUGCGCCGCUCAUCGAUAGCGGCAAAUGGGAGGCUUGUGUUGUCAUCUCGAGAGGUUGCGCAAAUAGCAAGAUCACCACGGGGCUGCUGUAUAAUGCGCGUGCCACAUGGGAUGUUAGACAAACCGUCAAGUGGCUCAAGAAGACGUAUCCUAAUCGGCCCUUGUUUGGGCUGGGCUUCUCGCUAGGCGCUUGCAUCAUGACGAACUAUCUCGGUGAGGAGGGCUCCGCAACUCCACUCAAAGCAGCCGUUGUAGUUGCCAAUCCUUGGGCUCUUCAUAUAUCAUCGAAGAUGCUACAGAGCACAUUGAUCGGACAUCACGUGUAUCAACGAGUCUUAGGCAACUCCAUGAGAGCCCUGGCAAUGAAGCACAAGGACGAGCUUGAGAAGUACACUAACAUAGAUACAACGAAUCUAUUCAGCCAGAAGUUCUUGUACGAGUUUGACAGGGCCUAUCAAUGUCCUACCUGGGGAUAUCCUACGGAGGAGGCAUACUAUAGAGAUGCAUCUAGCUCGGACUCGUUACUGGCCGUGCGUAUUCCGCUCCUUGCGAUCAACGCUGUGGAUGAUCCUAUCGCCUCGAACUUGAGCAUCCCCUACGCCGAAGCCUCAACGAAUCCGUUUACCGUUCUCUGUACCACAUCUCUUGGUGGCCAUUUAGGCUGGUUUGAGAUCGGGGGAGGACGAUGGCACGGGAAACCUGUCUGCAACUUUCUCAACCAUAUGGCAUUUGAGAUAGACCUCAACAGCAUAAACUCCGAGGCUAACGGAAAGCGAACUUCGGGAAAUCCUAUGUAUGGUACCAAUUUCGACCCUAUAAGGCGAAAAAUGUAUGUGAAAUUAAACCAAUGA